Messenger RNA from Anguilla rostrata (American eel), 1329 nucleotides. Its product is annotated as rab-like protein 3. Gene Ontology annotation, molecular function: GTPase activity. Gene Ontology annotation, cellular component: endomembrane system. The transcript is spliced from 8 exons. NCBI's taxonomy places the organism in Eukaryota, Metazoa, Chordata, Actinopteri, Anguilliformes, Anguillidae. Bases 72 to 770 code for a protein of 232 amino acids. Gene Ontology annotation, biological process: intracellular protein transport. The record is from RefSeq and is a predicted model, not a curated record.
GUAUUUACUUCCGGGACAAUACCUUGAAGCUCUGAAAAUAAAUAAACAAAAAUGUUUCCAUCUUAGUAAAAAUGGCUUCUCUUGACAGAGUAAAGGUGCUGGUUUUAGGAGAUUCAGGGGUGGGGAAGUCGUCUCUGGUUCAUUUACUGUGUCAGAAUCAAGUUUUGGGAAACCCCUCCUGGACAGUAGGCUGUUCUGUGGAUGUGCGGAUACAUGACUACAAAGAGGGCACUCCAGAAGAGAAGACUUACUACAUUGAAUUGUGGGAUGUUGGAGGAUCUGUAGGAAGUGCCAGCUGUGCAAAGAGUACCAGAGCAGUUUUCUACAGCUCUGUCAAUGGCAUCAUAUUGGUCCAUGAUUUAACCAACAAGAAAUCUUCACAGAAUUUAUACCGCUGGUCCUUAGAAGCCUUCAAUAAAGACUCUUCGCCCACAGGAGUUAUCGUCACAAACGGGGAUUACGACAGGGAGCAGAUUCCGGAAAACCUGCUCCCCCUGCUGGUGAUCGGGACCAAGUUCGACCACAUCCCAGAGAACAAGCGCAGUGACGUACUGGCCCGGACCGCCUUCCUGUCAGAGGACUUCAACGCUGAAGAGAUAAACCUGGACUGCACAAACCCCCGUUACCUGGCGGCUGGCUCCUCGAAUGCAGUGAAGCUGAGCAGGUUCUUCGACAAGGUCAUCGAGAAGCGAUACUUCACAAAGGAAGGUAGCCAGGCUGGCUUUUCAGACCGGAAGCGUUUCAACUUCAAGAGCCUCCAUUACGACUGAGAAUGGGACGGAUGUGCAGGGAUGUGUGCGUGAUUUCCCAGGGCGUAAAGCACAUCAGUAACAGGACAGGCAUCAGCCACGGCCUCUCAACUUUUAAUCGAAUCGGCUAAAUCGUUUACACACUCUGGCUUUUUUUAUACACUACUUGUACAGACUCAUGAAUGACAACAGAAGACUGUCCGAAAUGCAUGUUUUACUGCAGGGAACUGCACUGCGCUGCACGGGCCUCCGGACUUUGCUUAGUUGCAUAAUGCGCGCCAGUCCUGCCUUGUUAGGCAGUGUGGUGCCAGAUGUUAACCACAUUUCUGUUACCAAGAACCGCUGUUGUAGAAGGAGCAGCUGCAGGCCUGGUUUUAUCACCUCUGCAAGCCUGCCACUUCUUCUGCUUCUGCAACAAAGGACUGACAAACGACUUGUUUAGAAAAGCAACUACACGCUCUGAAAAUAAUCGCCAGCACUAUUGUGUGUACAUAUUUAGUGCUGUGUCUGAUGGCUUUGCCUGUUACAUUGCAUUGGAGCGAAUCGGCUAACCUUUAGAUUCUAAUUAUCCUCAUUGUCC